Phanerochaete carnosa HHB-10118-sp is the source of this 1833-nucleotide messenger RNA. RefSeq lists its product as uncharacterized. Gene Ontology annotation, molecular function: carbohydrate:proton symporter activity. The record is from RefSeq and is a predicted model, not a curated record. Bases 84 to 1784 code for a protein of 566 amino acids. Gene Ontology annotation, cellular component: membrane. Gene Ontology annotation, biological process: transmembrane transport; carbohydrate transport. The transcript has 15 exons. Lineage: Eukaryota; Fungi; Basidiomycota; Agaricomycetes; Polyporales; Phanerochaetaceae.
CGCACGGACCGCCAUGGCUCAUAAGCGAUGGGUCGACCAGAUGUCCAGCUCGUCUCGCUUUCGUGCCCCCGCAGAGGACAGCCAUGUCUGCUUCAGCAGCUUCACCGUCCAUCUCCAGCCACAGCGGCGCCGCCGACAAACGCCCGUCCUCAGAGUCAAUUCCAGAGAAGAGGGCCGAGGUGACGUCCGAUGCAGGGUUCCAAGCAGAGCUCCAGGCCGCCGCACCGCUCCUGCGUGGCCGCACGCUGACAGCGGCUCUCGCUUUCGUCGCAGGCACAGGCUUCACGUUGUUUGGAUAUGAUCAAGGUGUAAUGUCCGCCCUUCUCAGCGCACAGCAGUUCGAGAAGGUAUUCCCUCAGGUGGUUGUAGAUGGCCAUUCGAAUCAUGCGACGCUUCAGAGUUUUGUGGUUGCAAUAUAUGCGAGUGAAAUUGGAUGCUUGUUCGGAGCUCUGUCGACGCUAUGGCUGGGUGACCGUCUUGGCCGUCGCAAAACGAUCGUUCUGGGCGGCAUUAUUAUGAUCAUCGGCGCUAUUUUGCAGACAACGUCCUUCAGUUAUGCGCAACUGGUUGUUGCACGUAUUAUAACAGGUUUAGGGAACGGAUUGAAUACCUCAACUGUUCCGACCUAUCACGCAGAAUGCUCUCCGGCCUCGAGCCGGGGAAGCUUCAUCAUGUUAGAAGGCAGUUUGAUCACAUUUGGUAUCAUGGUUUCCUACUGGAUAGAUUUCGCAUUGUUCUGGGCCAAAGGCUCUUCUGCGCAAUGGAGAGUUCCUAUUGCUUUGCAGAUCAUCUUUGCAAUCAUCCUCAUUGUUGGAAUCUUCUUCCUUCCGGAGUCACCUAGAUGGCUCGCCAGAGAAGGUCGCGAGACUGAAUCUCUCGCCGUUAUCUGUGCCCUAGAAAACAAGCCAUACGACGACCCCUCCGUUCAGCGCACGUUCCUCGGCAUCCGAGAGGCAAUCGCCGUCGAGUCCCGUAACAACACCGAUAAGUCCGCGCUACGUGAGAUCUUCACAGGUGGUCCCAGCCAAAACUUCAGGCGUACGGCCUUGGGCGUCAUCAUUCAGUGUUUCCAGCAGAUCACUGGUAUCAACAUUAUCACAUACUACGCUACUCUUCUCUUUGAGCGUCUCGGUAUCGACGACGUUAAGUCGCGCAUCAUCGCUGCGUGCAAUGGUACCGAAUACUUCCUCGCGAGUCUCGUCGCCAUCGCGCUCAUCGACCGCGUCGGCCGGCGGAGGCUCAUGCUCUUCGGCUCGGUCGGGCAGACGCUGACGAUGGUUCUCCUCGCGGUGCUCGGUAGCGUGGACACGCCCGCGGCGCAGAUCGUCUCGGCCGUCCUGCUGUUCGUCUUCAACUCGUUCUUCGCAGUUGGCUGGCUGGGUAUGACCUGGCUCUACCCCGCUGAGAUCGUCGGCCUGCGCAUCCGCGCCCCGGCAAACGCGUUCUCGACCGCGAGCAACUGGAUAUUCAACUUCAUGGUCGUCAUGGUCACCGGCCCGUCCUUCAACAACAUUAGCUGGCGCACGUACAUCGUGUUCGCCGCGCUAAACGCGUUCAUCAUCCCAGUUGUGUACCUGUUCUUCCCUGAGACUGCCGGGAGGUCCCUUGAAGACAUGGACGUCAUCUUUGCCCUGGCAUACAGGGAGGGCGUCUCCCCUGUUGGUGUCUCGCUCAGAAAAGACCUCCCUAGCGCAGGAACACCCGAAGCUGACGAGAUCCUCGGCGUCACGUUGCCUGCCAAGGGCCAGGGUCCUCACAACGAGAGAGAGAAGGAGGAUAUUUAAUGGCGCCUUCGUGCUGCCCAGCGCACGUUACCUGUACCUCGACGAAGAU